AUGGAAGUGACGAAAUAUGAAGAACCUAUCCCGCCAGCCCUGGUUGCAAAACCAGGCUGCUCUGAACGCCCUCUGCACCUAGUCCGUGCCUCUAAAGAACCUAUCUCCCCAGCCCUAACCCUGUGCACCUAUGACACGCUAAACUGGACUCGUCAGUCAAACCAGCGAGAUGAGUCCACGUUGAACUCGCCAAUGGAGGUGGCAAUAACCACUGGCUAUGUCGCCAAUGGUAGCAGCGAGAAGUCACGUGCUCGUCCCUCAUCAUAUCACCAGCCUUCCAUUUCCGUUAUAAAUAAACAACCAAAAACCAAAAAAACUUCGUCAAAACCAUCCCAUCACCUUCACACUCGAAGGCGUUUUUGCGUUUUUUCUUUCCCUCAAAAUGCUUCUUCCUCACAUUAUUCUCUCCCUCUUCUCUUUCCUCUCCAUCAUAUUACUAUUCACCACCAUUACUUCAUCCACCCCCACCCCCAACACCAUCAUCACCCUCCCUUAUUCACCCACCACCCCUCUUCAAGUAAUUCACACCCAUUCCACACCCUCCAACUCGCCGUCUCCACAUCCAUCACAAGAGCCCACCACCUCAAAAACCACAACAACCCUAGUUCACUCAAAACCCUAGUUCACCCCAAAACCUACGGAGGCUACUCAAUAGACCUCAAAUUCGGAACCCCACCACAAACGUUCCCCUUCGUUCUCGACACUGGAAGCAGCCUCGUCUGGCUCCCAUGCUACUCCCACUACCUCUGCUCCAAAUGCAACUCUUUCUCAAACAACAACACACCAAAAUUCAUCCCAAAAGACUCAUUUUCUUCAAAGUUUGUUGGCUGCAGAAACCCUAAAUGCGCUUGGGUCUUUGGCUCCGACGUUACGUCUCAUUGUUGCAAGCUAGCCAAAGCCGCUUUUAGUAAUAACAAUAACUGUUCCCAAACAUGCCCUGCAUACACCGUCCAAUACGGUCUCGGCUCCACCGCGGGUUUUCUCUUAUCAGAAAAUCUCAAUUUUCCCGCAAAAAAUGUUUCUGAUUUUCUCGUCGGCUGCUCCGUCGUCUCUGUCUACCAGCCUGGCGGAAUCGCCGGGUUCGGCCGGGGAGAAGAGUCCUUACCGGCGCAGAUGAACCUCACGAGAUUCUCUUAUUGCCUACUCUCUCACCAAUUCGACGAAUCGCCGGAAAACAGCGACCUCGUCAUGGAAGCUACCAACUCCGGCGAGGGAAAAAAAACCAACGGCGUCAGCUACACGGCGUUUCUGAAAAAUCCGUCAACAAAAAAGCCCGCGUUCGGCGCGUACUAUUAUAUCACUCUUAGAAAAAUUGUUGUUGGUGAAAAGCGCGUGAGGGUUCCGAGGAGGAUGUUGGAGCCCGACGUUAACGGCGACGGCGGGUUCAUCGUUGACUCGGGGUCAACGUUAACAUUCAUGGAGAGGCCGAUUUUCGAUCUGGUAGCGGAGGAGUUUGUAAAGCAGGUGAACUACACGCGCGCGAGGGAGCUUGAAAAACAGUUUGGGCUGAGUCCGUGUUUUGUUUUGGCGGGUGGCGCUGAAACGGCGUCGUUUCCCGAGAUGAGGUUUGAGUUCAGGGGUGGCGCGAAGAUGAGGCUGCCGGUGGCGAAUUAUUUCUCGCUGGUGGGGAAAGGUGACGUGGCGUGCUUGACGAUUGUUUCUGAUGACGUGGCGGGUCAGGGUGGGGCGGUGGGGCCCGCAGUGAUAUUGGGGAACUAUCAGCAACAGAAUUUCUACGUGGAGUGUGACUUGGAGAAUGAAAGGUUUGGGUUUCGGAGUCAGAGUUGCCAAAAGAGGGUUUAUUAAAAUUAUGAGUUUGCAAAACAAUAACAAUGCAUUUACGUAGUAAGUGAUUUGCAACUGUUGGAUAAAGAUCGUACGGUUCAGAUCAUAAAUAUGUGUUUGAAAAUUAUUUAACGAGAUUUACGAACCGUCUGAUCUUUAUCAGAUUAUUAUAGUUUGCAGACUGCGUGAAAAUGUGAUAUUGCCAAUUCGAAUUUGGGUUGGUGAUUACAAGUUAUUCUUUGUUUUGUUGGUUGAAGACCUGAAGUUGUAGAAUGUAACAGGGUGCUACUUUUUUUAUUAUUAUUUUUCUUAAUUUAUUUUUCUUAGAGUAACCAAUUAUUGAAUUUCUAAUAUUAAUAAGAGAAUCUAGUUUUAGUCUUUUA
Molecule: messenger RNA, 2168 nt
Organism: Glycine soja
Lineage: Eukaryota; Viridiplantae; Streptophyta; Magnoliopsida; Fabales; Fabaceae
Product: probable aspartyl protease At4g16563
Exons: 2
Coding region: 1-1806 (601 amino acids)
Biological process (GO): proteolysis
Cellular component (GO): extracellular region
Molecular function (GO): aspartic-type endopeptidase activity
Source: RefSeq, a predicted model, not a curated record